AUGUGCGAAGACAAGAAGCAUCACUUUUCUACUUGUCCAAAACGGAUAAGCAAGGACAAUACUACCGCACAACAAAAACGAGAUGGCCCAGCUGGAAUUCCACCCACCAAUAAACGUGGGAAGCAAGACAAAGGUAAAACUCCACAGCGGCAAAAUUGCGCUGUGACUUCAGAUACCCAAAUUUUGCCUGAAGCGGAUGACCGCGAGACACCAUUGCUGUGUGUAUCAAAUACAGAGCUCACUUCAAGGCAAAAUAAAGUCCUCUUAUUGACAGGACUUGCGAAAGUGCGAAAUAAGAAGUCAGGAAACCUUCAAGAUAUUGAAAUUCUUUUGGAUACAGGAGCUGAUAGGUCGUUUAUGCAGGGGCAACUGGCAGAUGAUUUAGAGUUGCCAAUAACGAACAAAGUGGAUUUAUCAGUCUGCACAUUCGGAGAUAAAUCCCCAAAAAGGCAAAAAUAUGACAUUACCCCUCUCCGAAUUUGGGAUGCCUUAGGAGAUAGUCAUACUUUCCACUUAUGUAAAACCGAUGUCAUUACGGAAAAGGCUAAACAAGUUCAACUUACAUCAGAAAACGCAGAGUACUUGCAGAAGAAAAACAUUAAGUUGUCCAAAAAGGAACAUACGUCUGUAAACCCUCAAGUAUUACUAGUCUGCGAUCAGCUCUGGCCUCUAUUGUCCACAACUAACCCUCAGCAUAUAUUACCAUCAGGUUUAAUGGUGAUCCCUUCUAAAUUGAGGUAUCUGCUGAGCGGACGACAAGAACGAAGCAGCGAAAAAAAGUACUCACUGCGAAAAAGCGGGAACUUUCAUAGUGCGAGAAUAAGUGCCCUCGAUGCAGAAGUAGAAGAGUGGGACCGGUAUUGGUCACUCGAAUCUUCUGGCAUUGAGGAGUAUGCAGGAACAAAGUGUGAAGAAAAAGCGCAAGUCAACGCCGAGAUCAUGCAGUAUUUUAACAACACGAUAGAGAAGCGCCAUGACGGAUACUAUGUCCGUCUCCCUUUCAAGAAAAAUUGCGACACAUUGCCUACAAACAAGACGUUAGCAUAUCGCCGCCUUAUCAGUGUUUGGAAUAUGCUUAAAUCAAAUGAAGACCUCCUUCAUCAGUACCAUAAGGUUUUCCAGGAGCAACUCGAAAAAGGUAUCAUUGAAGAGGUCCCUAAUACAGGGGAAAACCCUUCUCGUCUGGUUCAUUAUUUACCCCAUCAACCUGUGGUGACACCACAAAAGCAAACAACAAAGUUACGUGUUGUUUUUGAUGCGUCAUCCCACCUUAAGGGUUCUCCUUCGCUGAAUGAUGCGUUGCAUCAGGGUCCCCAUAUUCUGCCAGAACUAUAUGGAAUACUAUUGCGGUUUCGUAUGAAACCUCACGUAGUUAUAUCUGAUGUUGAAAAGGUAUUUCUGCAGGUCCGGCUGCAUGAACAGGACAGAGAUGUAACAAGAUGUUUUUGGAUAAAAGAUACGGCUCUCCCACCUGAAAAAGACAAUAUUGUGACUUAUCGGUUCGCAAGAAUUACAUUCGGUUUAAACGUUUCUCCUUUUCUACUAGCGGUAACUAUUCGAUACCACCUAAAUCAUGAGAUUAAGGACCAAAAACUAGCAUGCGAAAUCGGCGAAAACUUAUAUGUGGAUAACCUUAUAUUAACAGACGACAGCGAAGAGGAAAUUUUGGAGAAAUCCCUAACAACCCGUAAGGUAUUUCUUCAAAUGAACAUGAACUUGCGUGAGUUUCUUGCAAAUGUCAGCAGGGUGCAGGAAAAAUUCCCAAACGAAAUCUGCGCAAGCAAAGCAACUCAGAAAGUUCUGGGAAUCCCUUGGGAUGCCAAUAACGGCACAAUAUCAAUAGAGUGCAAGUUUAUGGAUACACCAAACAUCACGAAAAGAUCCAUUGCUCGUCAAAUUGCCUCCAUAUACGAUCCUUUGGGGUGGUUAGUUCCAUUGCUUAUCCCGCAUAAAUGUUUCCAACAAAAGUUAUGGCUAGAAGGCUAUACGUGGGACCAAGAAUUAUCACCUCAGCUUUCCGAACAACGGGAAACAAUGAGACAAAAUGCCAAUGACUUUCAAAAGACUUUGAAACGUGAGAUAUUAGUGCAGGCCCCUACCGACAUGGCGGUCUUUGCCGAUGCAAGCCAUGGACCAUGCCAUGGCCACAUGUGCUUACAUUAUCUCUGA
Necator americanus (New World hookworm) is the source of this 2169-nucleotide messenger RNA. RefSeq lists its product as uncharacterized. The record is from RefSeq and is a predicted model, not a curated record. Bases 1 to 2169 code for a protein of 722 amino acids. Gene Ontology annotation, biological process: proteolysis. Lineage: Eukaryota; Metazoa; Nematoda; Chromadorea; Rhabditida; Ancylostomatidae. The transcript has a single exon. Gene Ontology annotation, molecular function: aspartic-type endopeptidase activity.